UAACUCCUCCUACAUGCUUUGAGCUACAGAAACCGUUCGAAUAUCAAAAUGUUCAGCUUUUUGAGGAGAAGUGUGCUAUUAGUUUUCUUAGUCAUAGCUUUUAUACUUUUUGGAAAUAUUAGGCUUUUUCUUCUCGCUAUUGAAACAAACAGGAUGUCUUCCAUCGACUCUAAGAUGUGUCAUGCCGCCAUGUGAAACAAUGAAAGUAGCUGCUAUGGCUCAGUGAAUAAGGUCUUUGAAACAGAAGGUUCAAAUCCAAAGUGGGGCAACUGCGAGAUGUGAAACUAAGUUGUUCACAUAAUAAAUCUCAGCAUCAUAAAUCUCAAAUUAAAUGGUUGUGUACUAUUAUUAUUAGUUCUUUAUCUUACAUUUAACCAAUCCAUCCAUUUUCUGUACCGCUUAUUUCCUAAUGCGGGGUCACGGGGGUGACUAACCCAGCUGACUAUGGGCCCAGCUGACUAUGGGCCCAGCUGACUAUGGGCGAGAGGCAGAGUACGCCAGUCCAUCGCAGGGCAACACACAUCUUUGGACUGUGGGAGGAAGCCGGAGAACCCACGCAAGCACGGGGAGAACGUGCAAACUCCACACAGAAAGGCACCAGGGCCGCCUCCGGGAAUCCAACCCAGAAACUUCUUGCUACAAAAGCUGCAUCUGCACAACAGUGAGUCAUGUUGCUGCCAUGGAUGGACAAGUGGGCAGGGCUGCAGGGGACAAUAUGAGAAUAGUCAGGUAUGAGGGAGGAUUAUUUUUAGCCCUGUCAAGAUGUAAAAAAAACAGUAUCACUCUACUGAAGUUAAGGAACACUUUAGGAGGAAGCAGAAAGCAACAGCAUGGCCUGGGUCUCUCCGCUCAUCUUUAUCACUAUUAUGCUGAAAAUCAAAGACACUGUUGAGGAGACUAGGGUUGCAAGAGCUACAGCCCCUGGAGACGUCAUCAUUGUAGGACUUUUUUCCAUCCACGAAGGUAUUGACAAAAAGAACACAUCUGCUCCAGAGCAACAACCAUGUAUCAGGUUUGAUAUAAGAGGCCUGAUCAGAUCUCUGGCUAUGAUCAAUGCCAUAGAGCUCAUGAAUCAAGCUCCUCUACUCACUCGUCUUAACGUCACUCUGGGCUACCACAUUGUGGACUACUGCGCCGAUGACAGCACAGCUCUGAGGGCGACAGAGUCCAUCGUCCAGAGGGACCAGUGCCACACACCAAACGCCACACAUUCCCAGCCUGUUGUGGCCGUUAUAGGUGCCGCCUUCUCCGAAACAUCUAUUGCCAUAGCAAGACAGCUGACUCUCAGGAUGAUCCCUCAGAUCAGUUACUCAUCGACUGCAGCCAUUCUGAGUGACAAGAGCCGCUUCCCUGCCUUCAUGAGGACCAUCCCCAACGAUGAGCAUCAGACAGCGGCCAUGGUCGGCCUGCUGCAUGCCUACGCAUGGAGCUGGGUGGGAAUAAUCACCACCGAUGGAGAUUAUGGCAGGUCAGCACUAGACAACUUCAUGUCUCAAGCUCCUGAAAAGGGGAUCUGCGUGGCCUUCAGAUCAGUCCUGCCUCAAUCCGUAACCAGGAAGGAAGUCAUUCCUGCUAUCAGCCAUGCUGCCAGAACCAUCCUGCAGAACCCCAAGGUACAAGUUAUCGUAUCUUUUGCCAGCCCGUCUCUCAUGACAUACCUUUAUCAGGAGCUCAAAAAUCAGACCCUAAAUGCAGGACAGAGCCUGAAGUCAAUAAGGAGAGUGUGGUUGGCCAGUGACAGCUGGUCGUCCUCCAGCUUUGUGAAGGGAAACCUGACUCUGAGUGACAUAGGACACGUGGUGGGCUUCACUUUCAAAAAUGGAGACUUGUCAUCAUUCAGUGAUUACCUGAGCAGACUCAAGGCAGGUGGCCACAGGAACAAUCCCUUCCUGCAGGAGCUGCAUUUUCAGCUCAGUUCUAAAGAUUCUGGAGACAUGGACCUGGUGUCUAGUGCUGUGGAGAGCCUCCAAGAGCACAGCCAUGCCAACACCAUCCUAAGCACUGAGAUGGCUGUGAGCGCCGUCGCUAAGGCCGUGGCCUGUGUCUGCCAGAGCAGAGACUGCAAAGCACCCAGCGCCGUGCAGCCCUGGGAGGUACUAAAUGCUCUGUUGAUGGAGGACUUCACCUUCCAAAACAAGAGCUAUAAGUUUGACAGCAGCGGCGACAUAAACACGGGCUACGACGUGAUCCUGUGGAGGUCGGAUGACAAUGUCAGCAUCCUGGUGGAUGAUAUUGUGGCUGAAUAUCACCUCAGCACCAACAACUUCACAUACACUAAUGGAAGCACCAGCCAAAGGUUCCUGGACCUGAAGAAGACCUUCUCUAAAUGUUCCAACAGCUGCAUCCCUGGAGAGUUCAAGAAGACAAUGGAGGGUCAGCACACAUGUUGCUACGAGUGCAUCCGCUGUGCUGAGAACUACUUCUCCAACAGGACAGACAUGGACAGUUGUCUGAGCUGUGAUGCUGACACACAGUGGUCGCCUGCAGGCAGCUCUAGGUGUGAAGCCAAGGAGCUGCUCUUCUUCUCCUGGGAGCAUGGCUUUGCCAUGGUACUGCUGGGCUUUUGUGGCCUGGGCAUCAUCCUGGCUCUUCUGGUGUCAGCACUGUUUCUUCAUCAGCGCGAAACCCCAGUUGUAAAGGCUGGUGGUGGGCCACUGAGCCAGGUCAUCCUGUUCUCUUUGGUCAUGAGCUACAUCAGCGCCAUUCUGUUUGUGGGCAGGCCCAGCAGCUUGCAGUGUAAGGCUCGCCAGGUGCUCUAUGGCAUCAGCUUCACUAUUUGUGUGUCCUGCAUCCUCGUGAAGACACUACAGAUCCUCUUGGCUUUCCAGCUGAACCCUGAGCUGCAGGGGACGCUACAGAGAAUCUUCCAGCCUUAUGUCAUCGUUAGCGUCUGUGUGAGCUUACAGACAGUCACCUGCAUCUGCUGGCUGUUCAUUAAAAGCCCAUUUAACUACAUCAUUAGCAACCCAACCACUCUGCUGGAGGAUUGUCACGAGGGCUCGUACCUGGCCCUAGGCGCUAUGCUGGGCUACAUAGCCCUCCUGGCUCUGGUGUGUUUCAUCUGCGCCUUCAAAGGACGCAAACUGCCACAGCAGUACAACGAGGGGCAGUUCAUCACCUUCAGCAUGCUCCUCUACCUCAUCUCCUGGCUCCUCUUUAUUCCCAUCUAUGUUACCACAUCAGGGGUGUACCUGCCAGCGGUGGAGAUGGUUGUCAUUCUCAUCUCCAACUAUGGCAUCCUCAGCUGUCAUUUCUUCCCAAAGUGCUACAUAAUACUAUUUAAGAAGGAACAAAACACCAAGCAGGCCUUCAGGAAGGAGCUCUAUGAAUACUCUAGAAGACAUAAUGGUUGUGUUUGUGUGUGGGGGAGCUCAGUGUCCGGCACUGGGAGUCAUCAAUCCAUCAGUGUUUCCUCCCUGUCGUUACCUCAGGCCCAUCCAUAAAAAAGGACACCUUUUGUAAACACUAAACCAUUUACAUCAUGUUUUUUUGCCUCUAAUGAUGCUGGUAUCACUGGGAGAAUUCCAUCAGACCUCAGCUCAGGACACAGUUUAAAAUAAUUUAAACAUAUAUUGAUGUCCUUGUAGUAAGCAGAGUACAGCAGGGUGCACUAAUAAAAAUAAACCCCAUCAUCUACUUUAUGGCAAAGGUGCACUUUCUUCAAUUAUAUGAGGCCUGUUAUCACAGCUGCUCUUCAGGACUCAAUGCUCCUGUAUAAAAACUCAAACAAAAUUAUAUAGGUAAAUAAACGCAAACAUUGAAAUUCUACAAGUACAUGCUUCCCAAAAGUUCAAUACUGCAAUCAGUGCUCUGCACUGACUCUACCAGUAGUAUAGCUCAUUUUAUUUAGAAAGUGCUACUGAAUUGGUUUAUUAUUUGCGCAGGUGUAAUUUAUAAAAGUGGUCAAUGGGUGUAGUAUGUACAUGCCUCAUUUGAAAGGUCAAAUGGUGUUAUUCAGUUUCCUUUCAAUGGCCCCAUCCUUUCUUUUGUACAGGCUCAGUAAUUUAGGUGUGUAUUAGUCCAACUUGCCCAGGAAGAUGAACCAGACAUAGUAGUUCCUUCAGUGUGAUCCUCCUUAAUAUAGGGGGGUAAGACAGAAUAGUUUCCAUAUAAACACUUUGAGAAAAAAAAAUGUUGUACUAGAGAACACAAUUAAAAUUGUUCGAUAUUGUUCGAAGACUCAAAGACUGGCUUUUGGGGGACCUCAUAUGUAUAAUCUGUUAUUAACAGAAUUAUUAUUAAGGUCCCACAUGCUCAGACAACUACGGCCAUGUAAAGUCCUCAUCCCGAUAGUAGUGAGUGAGAACAAAGAGAUUUCAAAUCUCAGCGCCAAAACCAGGCGCCAGGCUGGGGACCCAUACCUGGCUCCCCCGCUGACAUCCAACUCCCGCUGACACAAGCGACAAACGGCGGAGAAACUUGGACGUCAGCCGGAAGAACUUGGACGUCAGCCGUCCUGAUUGGACCAAACAAUAGGACGGGCGUGACCAAAAACACGGUUAUAAAAGUCGCCGUGACCGAAGACUCGCCCCUUGUUCUCUUCGACCCGCUCCCUGCCCCACCUGGAGCUUCCCUCUGCACCGGCACGCCCUUGAGCCUCCACCGCAGCCAGCAGCUGAACUAACGGAGACGUCGUCACAGAGAACGGGCCUGAUCACCCAUCUACUUCCAGCCAUCCGGCAGAAAACCGCCGGCGUAACCGCCUCACUCGCCGCCUCAACAGCUGGUCACGAUGCGAUCACCGCGACGCACACCUGGACCAGUGUUCGAGUUUAACUCGUUUCCAGUUUAACUGGACCGACUUCCGAAUGCCGCACCGGUUGCUCUUAGUUACGGCAGAUGUUUGAAGCAGAGAAAAGCGGGUUAGCUGUCCUCGUUGAUGCCUUGACAAUGUUUUCUCAAUGUUUUGUCCUCUGUACACGUUCGGAACAGUCCUUACAUUUUUACAGUGCGUAAUCUGACGCAGUGUGAUCGCUGUUCGUGUUGUAGAUACUGAAUUUGCUCAAAGGAAAUAAGGGCUGAAUAAUUCUGCUGCAAAUUGCUACGAUCUUUUGGCAAUAAAAUAUGAAAUGUUGAACCUCUGCGUCCUGUCUUCGGAGUGUUGUUUGCUUAGCUUCGCCUAUAAGAAAAAUCCCAAAAAUUCCGUGGCAUUAGCAAAAAAAUAACUUAUAACGGGAUUCGAUCCCGCUGCCACUGCAGCAAAAGUGCUCAAAACUGCAGUCUUAACCACUGGGCCACCGAGAGAUCGCUAUGAAGAGCUUCUCCCAAUAUGUAUCUAACAUAAAUGAAGCCCUAAGUGGACGGUGGAAGUCAGAUUAUCUUGUGACCGCUGUUUCUUGGUGUUACGUUAAAUCUAACGGGUUUCAUUAGACGUCUACAUUUGAUAAAUUGGUGUCAGCGCCUGUUCUCGUUACAUCAGCCUUGUCUGUUGUUACUACGUGGUCAGAACACACGUUUAACUUGUCUUUUGUGUCGUGUUUUGGUGAACGAGUCACAGUCACUUUCAACGUUGAGAGGAAGAGGAGGAGCCAGCAGCUGUUUACGCCUGGGUUCAGAUGCGACACAGGUUGACGGUCACAGGUUGACAGACUGGUCACACGUUAAAUUGUGUGUAUUAGCAGAGCCAGUCGGGAACCUGGCUCUGCGGACCCUGGUGCUCUGCUUCCCAACUACAUCUCUCCGCAUUCAUCCACUUAGGUCUGCAAGGGGCGUCCUGCUGAUGGAGGGACCAGGGCUACUGGGAAGUGGUUCCGUCCCUUCCAAGUGGGAUGCUCUGCAGUUUUAAUUGCAUUAGUCAUACACACUUGUCCAGGAAUCUGGGGGCUCCUUCCGGGGGGGCCAGUAGACUUCCCAUUGAUGGCUCUGUCUGCUGGACCCCCCGGAGAAUUGGGUAUCUCCCAAAGUUCCUCAUACUUAGCUACAUACACAUACAUUUAGGGCCGGGGUUGGGCUCUUUCACUGGGGCCUGGGGCUCAGGCCAGUUGUGGCCUCGGCCACUGGCCCUAAUGGAGAGAUCACCACCCAGUUUUAACUGCAAAAAGACAUUUAGGGCGAGGGGGGGCACUGUCCGGGGGACACACCGUCAGCCAGCGGUUGUGCUCCUGGAGGUGUCACCCACCUUCAGUGCACUUUAGUUCCACACACUCACGUCCAAGCUGGGUUGCAGGGUUCUGGGGUACCUAUUUCUACUGCCCUCUGCCUCCCCCGGGUUGGGGGGGUUGGUCGGGGCUCGGGAGGAGCUGCGGUCCCUGCCUGGGGCCACAUGGACGGCAGGCCGGAGACCUACCCUCCCCACGAAUGUGAUCAAGCGAAUGGUGUGGGUGGGAGAAUGUAUCUGAGAGUGCAUUGGUUCACGUAUGAUUGACUAGUUUGUUGUGAGAGAGUCUAUGGUGUGUGUGUGUGUUGAUGUGAUGAUGUGUGUUGCACAUGUGGAUGGGUGUAUGCGUCUGUGUUUGUGUGAGUUGGUAUGCCUGUGGUGCGGUUGAAGUGUGGGGGGUCCGGUUUUUCGCCCGGGGUACGAUGAUCGUCUGCCUGGGUGGUCUCUUUUCUGCUGACCCCACCAAUUGCUGGCCUUGUGCUGCAGGCCGCUGUAGCGCCAGGGGAUGAGGUCGGGCCGAUGGGGUAGGCCCCGCUCCGCCCGUGUGGGGGUGGUGGACUGGGGGCGGGCCCCACUCUGGGCGCGGGGGCAUCUUCUGGCGGGCUCCCUACGGACCGUGGGUCCUCGGGCUCUACUCUUUCAGGCCGACCCUCCCGCCGGGGGGAGUGUUUGCCCCUGGUUCUCAUGGGGCGGACAGCGUUGACCCCCGGUGGCCCACUCUGGCCUCGGGUGCUGUCUCUGUGGCUGCUGCAGCUCUGCCUGGGGGGCUCUGUGUGGGCGGCUUGGGUCGCAACACCUGCCCUCCUGGAACUGAAGGUGUGUGGGCUCCCUGGCUGCUAGGAUUCCUUCCUCUGCUUGCUGGAUGGGCGUAGUGGCCGAGCCCCCCACAUCACCCUGGCUUCCACAAGUGGCAUUGUUCAUGCACCAACGUCUGCCUCACCCUUUGGGUGAAUAAUGAUAAGCUACAGCCUUACUAACCUUGUAGUGGGACACUUUCCAAAUCCAACUGUAAGUAUUACUGAUACUUAUCACUACCAAUAUGAAUAAUGUGUGAAUAUGGAAUUUGUGGUGUUGUAUGUCAUGACUUUUAUUAAGUAGUAUGGGAUAUGUAUAAUAAUGCACAUAUGUAUGUAUAUUGUAUGUAUAUGUUUGUAUUAGUAUGUGCACAUACCUUAGCACUAUUAUUGGUAUUAGUAUUAAUCUCCAAGGUAAACCACAGUACAAAAAUUGUUUAGUUAUGAAUGUGUUAGCCUAAGGUACAUCCAUGCUUCUUAUUUAUUUAUUUUUUUGCUCCGAUUGUUUACUUAACAGAUUUGCUUGGUUUCAGCAGCUGGUUGCACCCCUUAUCCCCCCUCCCCCCCACCCUCCCGCAUACACACCCUAAAGCAGAAACCUAACCUGUCCACCAACACAGCAACAUCACACACAUUUUGGAUUAGCUAAAUAAACCAUUAAAUAAACCAUAAAUCAGGAAGAGUAUAUAUAUUCUAUAUAUACUCUUCUUGUUAAAGCAAAGCUGUCCAUCACAAUAUGGCAUUCAGCGUAAUAUAUGCUGCUUGCUUAACUGCUGGACAGAACAAAAAAA
This is a messenger RNA of Betta splendens (Siamese fighting fish), 7682 nucleotides long. RefSeq names its product G protein-coupled receptor, class C, group 6, member A (gene gprc6a). The coding region runs from base 831 to 3443 and encodes 870 amino acids. Gene Ontology annotation, cellular component: membrane. Lineage: Eukaryota; Metazoa; Chordata; Actinopteri; Anabantiformes; Osphronemidae. The transcript has 7 exons. The record is from RefSeq and is a predicted model, not a curated record. Gene Ontology annotation, biological process: G protein-coupled receptor signaling pathway. Gene Ontology annotation, molecular function: G protein-coupled receptor activity.